AUGCGUGGGGAAUGUACCCGCACCAUCGAAGAUGUCUUCGGUCCCGUGGUCCAUGGCUGUCUGGAUGACUUCGACUUCACGUUGCUGUUCGAGGAGACGAUCCUCUUCGUGCUCCCGGCCUCGUGUUUGAUGCUGCUGGCACUCACAUGGCGGAUACCUGCGCUCAUCCGCGCCGAUCUUCUCGUACGCCCGUCUCCCCUAGGCCUCUUAAAAUCGGCGACAGAUCAUUCAUCCUCUGGUUUUUGUCUCUCAAGUCCUCUUCCUGGCCUUCGCCUGCAAGGACACAUCCGCCAACGCUCGGGCCACGAUCCCCGUUACUGCAAUUGGGCUGCUCGCGAUCCUUGUUAUGGGCGUCCUGUCAUUCCUGGAACAUCGCAGGUCGCCUCGUCCUCGUCCAUUCUGACGUUGUAUCUCCUGGCCGCUGCGCCGUUGAAUGCGGCUCGCGCCCGCACUCUGUGGUACAUGCCGGGUUCGGAUCGCGUCUUUAUCAGCUUUACUGUGACGGCAGGCCUGAUGGUGAUUGCUCUUGUACUCGAAAUGGCACCAAAGGAUGGGCUCAUGAAGGAAGAGAUGGUCGGAAAGCCUUCUUCUGAAGAGAGACGCGGUAUUGUGGAGCGGUCGUUACUCACUUGGAUAGUCCCAGUCUUUGUCCACGGUUACCGGAACACAUUCACAUCCGCAACGAUGCCUUUGGUCGACCCCAGGUUGACUACGUGCAGACUCAAAGGCACUGCCAUCACCGAUCUGGACAAAUCACUGGUUCACAGUCUUGUUCAGCGUCACUGGCGAGACUUGCUCAGUCCAGUGCUCCCACGCGCCUGCUACCUGGGCCUGAGCCUAGCACAAGCCUUUCUUGUCGAGAGGGCCACGGCAUUGGUUUCUAGUUCCGAGGCCACUCAACAGUCCAAGAACGCGAUAGUGGGUGCCUAUGUGUUGGUCUACCUUGGCCUGGCAGUUACAUACUCUCUUUAUCGCCAGAAUGCCGUGCGGGCGGCCGUCGCCAUGCGAGCGAGCCUGACCGACUUUAUUUUUCAGCGCCUUUCCCACCUCGACUCUGCGGUCGAGCUCGCCGGCUCAGCGACGACCUUGGUGAGUGCAGACAUUGAGCGUAUUCAGUUCGGUGUUCGCGAGAUCCACGAAGUCUGGGCUAACCUUAUCACCACGGUGAUCGCCCUCUACUUGAUCGAGCGUUCCAUCGGUAUUGCCAUGGUCACUGCGCUUGGUAUCUCCAUUGUGUGCAUGGCUGGUGUCUUGCUGGUGUCGGUGGCCGGCAGCGAAGCUCAGAAACAGUGGUUUGAAGCCACCGAGGCACGCGUUGCUCAGGUGGUGAAGAUCCUGGCUGAGUUCAAGAGUAUAAAGAUGAUGGGCUACACUGCGGGCCUCCUACGCAGUCUGACCGCCGCACGGCUUCUCGAAGUCCGCCGUUCGCAGAAAUUUCGAGCGUUCGUAAUUGUGAUGGCCACGUUGGCACAAGCCGCCACCGCACUGGUCCCGGCUCUUGGAGUCGCCACUUACGCGCUACUGCACAACUCGGGCGACGGUCAGGUCAUGAGUGUCAGUCUGGCCUUCUCGGCCUUGACGCUCUUCACCAUCCUCAGUUCCAGUAUCGGACAACUGGUCGAUUCAGUAUUUGGCACAGUGACGGCCCUGGGUUGCAUCUCGCGCAUCCAGGAAAUGUGCACCAAGCACUACAGGUUAGACCCUCGCCAGACAACGAAUCCGGCGGAGCCUCCGCACGCGAGCGUGAUCAUGAACCACGCCCACGCUAAAUACGAUGAGGACGGCCACGACGUCAUCCAGAAUGCCAGCUUCGACAUCAGGCCUGGCAUGAUCGUUCGCGUUGUGGGCCCAAUCGCGUGCGGGAAAUCCACACUUCUGAAAAUGGUACUGGGUGAGGUGCACUUCUGCGCGGGGGAGGUAGCUGUGAGCGACAGAACCAUCGGCUAUUGCGAUCAGAAUCCUUGGUUUAACAACGGUAGCAUCCGGGACAACAUCACUGGUCCCGCAGCCUUCGACCCCAAACGGUACGCGGACACAAUCCGCAUCUGUGCCUUGGAGACUGACCUGGAGACCAUGCCUGAAGGAGACGCCUGUCUUUGUUCUGGUAACGGGGCCACGCUAAGCGGAGGCCAAAAGGCUCGCAUUAGCUUGGCUCGUGCAAUUUACGCACGCCCUCGGAUCUUGGUCUUGGAUGAUUGCCUGAGCGGACUAGAUGCGAACACCGAGCAUCUCGUGCUGGAGAGUCUCGUCGGUGCGCGCGGUUUUCUUCAAGAGCAUUCCAUCACCACGUUCAUGGUCUCGAGUUCCCGGAAGCCGCUGCCCAGCAGCAUCGCAACUCUUUCGCUGGGGCCUGGAGGACCUGUCCUGACUGAGGGCGUGUCACCCGAAAAUCAGGUUGAGUCCACAUUGCUCUACGAUACGAAAAGUGCGCAUGUAGCACAGGCCGGGGAUUUCAGUGGCGAAAGAGAGACCGACGCGCGACUAUCAAUCGAGGGAAACGGCGAUAACUUGGAAGGGUAUCGGAAGUCCGGGGAACUCGCUCUCUACGUCGUCUUCGUGAAGGUGGCCGGAGUAUUCGGGUUGAUGGUAUUUGUCUUCCUGCUUGCCAUUUUUGUAGUGGGAAUUACUUACCCUCAAAUUUACUUAGACACCUGGGUCACCCUGACUCCAGCCGAUCAGCACAGCAGCAUUUACACCCUUUCGGGCAUCUACUUGGGGCUGAGUGGUGUGGCCUUGUGCGCAUUCUCGGCAGCGUGUGUCCUAUUCACACUGGGAAUCGCACCCCGCAUCUCAAUCACAUUUCACUCAUUGCUGGCCAAAGCAAUCCUUUCCGCUCCCCUUUCCCUUCUUGCUACCACCGACAGAGGUUCGAUCACGAACAGAUUCGCGCAGGACCUAGCUAUCAUAGAUCAAGAGAUUCCCUUGGCUUUUAUCGGUACGGUCCUCGUCUUCCUGCAGCUGCUGGCCCAAUGCGUCACUCUCAUCAUCGGGUCCCACUAUGCGGGAAUAGCUAUCCCUUUCAUGCUGGGGGUGGUAUAUUGCAUCCAAUAUGUGUAUCUGCCGACGUCCUCCCAGCUACGGUUGCUAGACCUGGAGGCCAAAGCCCCCAUUGUGUCACUGUUCGUUCGCUCCGUCGAAGGCCUCGCGACCAUCCGGGCCUUCGGGUGGUUGAAACACACCCAGAUCCAGUCCCGAAGAUAUAUCAUCGCAUCGCAGGUGCCGUUCUACCUCUUGGCGACAGCGCAGAACAUGCUUAGUCUGGUACUCGAUCUCGUGACGGCGGCGCUGGCGAUCAUCGUCAUCUCAAUCUCGGCCGGAUCGCACGAUACGGGCCUCGGCCUGGCGCUGUACAGCAUCGUGGGGUUAGGCACCUCGACCAAACUCCUGAUCUCACAGUGGACAGAACUAGAAACCUCCCUCGGUGCGAUGAGGCGCAUCAACGACUUUGCAGAAAACACGCCCUCCGAGAUAUCCUCGUACAGAAGCACAGUGCCGCCUUACGGCUGGCCCAGCAAAGGGACUGUGGAAUUCCGCGAUGUGUCACUGGCAUACAGUGAGACUAUGCCUUCAGUCAUAUCGAAUCUAAACCUCAAGAUCGAGCCCGGUUGGAAGGUUGGAAUCUGCGGGCGCACGGGCAGUGGGAAAAGCACACUCAUCUCGUCGAUCCUAGGUCUCAUUCACAUCCGGCAGGGGAGCAUCAUCAUCGACGACCGAAACGUCUCGGUCCUCGAGCCCGAGGCGCUACGCUCGAGCAUCACGGUGGUCCCGCAGAAUACCGUGCUGCUACCCGUGGACUUGCGGACAAACCUGACUCUGGGGGCGGUAGACGUACCGAGUGACGAAAAGAUCAUUGCUCUUCUCGAGGAGUACGGGCUGUACGAAAGGUUUCGACAGCGCGAAGGCCUCGACACGCUCGUCGUCGACGAUCUGCUCUCCCAAGGCGAGCGGCAGAUUUUCUGCAUCGUGCGAGCGAUCCUGCACAAGAGUCACUUGGUUCUGCUGGACGAGCCCACGAGCCGAGCCGAUCGCAGUACCCAGGAGAUCAUCGACUCUGCCGUGCUGAAGGGCUUCGACGGCUCUACGGUACUCUAUGUCGCGCACCGUCUCGAGAUCCUCACGGUGUUUGACCGGGUCCUGAUCAUGGACCAGGGCCAGAUCGCCGAAUUUGGCGACCCGCGCGAGUUGCUGCUGCAGCCUGACUCGCUCUUCGCCAGCACUUUCACCAAGGCCAACUCCGAAAUCAGCAGCUCUAAGUUGGAGUAG
Molecule: messenger RNA, 4263 nt
Organism: Penicillium chermesinum
Lineage: Eukaryota; Fungi; Ascomycota; Eurotiomycetes; Eurotiales; Aspergillaceae
Exons: 13
Coding region: 1-4263 (1420 amino acids)
Biological process (GO): transmembrane transport
Cellular component (GO): membrane
Molecular function (GO): ATP hydrolysis activity; ATP binding; ABC-type transporter activity
Source: RefSeq, a predicted model, not a curated record